AUGGCACUCCAAGCUCUCAACUCCCCCACGGCGGCCGGCGCGCCUUCCUUCCCGUUCGAGGAGGUGCCCAGCCUCCACCGCCUCGCCGAGCCAUGGACCAAGCGCAAGCGCUCCAAGCGGCCCGCCGCGGGUCACGCCCAGCCCACCGAGGACGAGUAUCUCGCGCUCUGCCUCGUCAUGCUUGCUCGCGGCACCACCAAUUUCGACUUCUCUUCUUCCCACCGCCCCCGCUCUGCCUCCCCUGUUCCUCUCUCGCAAGAGACCACUGCGGAGGAGAAGCUGCUGAGCCACAAGUGUGCCGUCUGCGGGAAGGCUUUCUCCUCCUACCAGGCUCUGGGCGGCCACAAGGCCAGUCACCGAAAAUCGGUCUCCGGUGAUAAGACUUCCAGUACUACUACUACUACCAGCACCGUUGCAGCCGGCGCAACAUCAGGGAGCGGGAAGUCUCACGAGUGUUCGAUCUGUCACAAGAGCUUCCCCACCGGUCAGGCGCUGGGUGGGCAUAAGCGGUGUCACUACGACGCCGAGAAGAGCGGAAUUGCUUCUUCUACAGUCACCGCAACAGCGAGUGUCUCUGAGGGUGUGGGGUCCACAACCACGAUGAGUAACAGGGGAUUCAUCGACCUCAACCUGCCGGCCCUGCCGGAGUUCGCGGCCGGGGACUUCUUCUUGUCCGGCGGCGGGGAGGACGAGGUGAUGAGCCCGUUGCCGGUGGCGAAGAAGCCCAGGGUGGUGAUGGCGAUAGCAGCGGCGGCGGGGUCCAAAGCGGAAGUCGUCUCCUCUCAGUAG
Linum tenue is the source of this 789-nucleotide messenger RNA. The record is from the annotation of a GenBank genome assembly. NCBI's taxonomy places the organism in Eukaryota, Viridiplantae, Streptophyta, Magnoliopsida, Malpighiales, Linaceae.